UUUCUCUAUCUAUAGACCCAGAGAGGCAGGGAAGUAGAGCGAGAGAGAGGGAGCGUAACUUGUAAGUUAAGUGAGACAAGGAUAUUUUAGUUGACAAAAGACUGACCUAAUGGAUGUUAAGAAAUAGAGACUUUAGAGUAUAUUUGUGACAGGCCUUGGAUUAAGAAGAUGGAAUUUUAUCGCAGGAAAAAGGAAAUACGCAAAGCUAUGAGGCUGCUUUGAGCUGCAUAUUUACAUUUAGCUUCGGAAGAAUCAUAUCAGCUUACAAUAGAAGGAUCAGAAUCAACUGUGGAUGGAGGGGUCUGGCAGUCCUCGCUUCAGAAAGCUCCAUUUCCCUGUGGGUCUUUGGAUCAACUCGCCGAGGAAACACUUUGCCAAGCUAGGGGGUCGCUGGCCGAGCGCUAUCUCUGUCAAGUCAACCACCAGCUCUGACGCAGCCUCUCUCCACGAGGCCCCCUCUGCUCCUUCCUCUUCCCUUUCUACCUCCACCCCCUCGCUGGCUUCCCCUGCCCCAUCCCCAUCCCCUUCCCCGGCCUUCCUCAGGCCACGGCCUGCUGGGCCCCAGUCCCGCACAAAGCGCCUUUCCCAUCUCUUCCUGCGAGGGCGCUCCAACAGCGACCGGGACCGGGGGGUGGGGGAAAGGGAGAGAGAGGUUUGGGCUCAUUCAGCUGCUUCAUCCUCCCAUCAUUACCUCCCUCCUGCCUCUUCCUCUGCCCCCGGCCUGAUCAAGAUCUACGGGGAUGCCCUCUCAAGCGGGGCCAACUACCGCUCCCUGCUGGCCAACAUUCACUCUACAGCAAGGCAGCUCAUCGCCCAGGUCAUCACUCGGUACACUGAGAGGGAGAGGGAAGAGACAGAUGACGCAGUUCUCCAGAAACACAGCCCCGAGGACUUCCUGUUGUGUGAUGUCAUUGGAAAGCCCAUCCCGCAGCCAGAUGGAGCUAUCAAAUGGGAGACAGAGUGCCGGAGAAGUGUUGCCCCAUGGGAAUGUCCCCUGUUGUUAGUGGACAUGUGGCGACCUAAGGAAGGAUUUGAACGGCGCUUUGAAAUCCAAAGAAAGGAUGACUAUGAGAGAGAAGAGAUGGAGAGGGAGAAGGAGCGUGAGAGGGAGGGAGAGAACUAUCAAGGUGUGCGCUGGCGGCGGAGCAGGAUGUCAUCAGGGGGUGGACCAGAGGAGAGCGAGCGAGGUCAUCGAGGAAGAAACACAGAGCUCAGGAGGAGCAUCAGUGACAUGAACCUGAGUCUGCGGCGUCGCCAAGGCAACCACGUCAGUAAAGACCAACGUGGUCCAGGCAACCGGCCGAACAACAAUGCAGCGGUGCAGGACAGGAAGAAUAUCGUCAGCAUGAUCAACCCACAGCCAGGAGAGAUUAGAGCUUCAAAAGCUGAAGCAAAGGUUGGAUGGACAAACCAGCCAGUCGAGGACGAUAGGGAUUACUCCAGCUGUGACCUGGAAGUGAUGUCACAAAGUUUAAUCCUUCCACCCACAGAUCGACCCUAUUUUCUAUUGCUGCAGGGCUACGACCAGAGCAAGGAUUUUGUUUUGUACAUCAUGGCGGGACAUACGCAUGUGUUUGGAAGAAAGCCCACAAUGAGAGAGAAGGAGAAGGAUCGAGAGAGAGAAAGGAAGGGAAAGAGGCCUCUGAAGGUGGACACAUUUCUCUCUGCUCCUGACCUCUUGGCCAGACACUUACUGGUCAGGAGAAACUCAGCUGUUCCUGAAACGCCCACUGGACAAGCUUUGAUGCGGCCCUUCAGAGGAGGUGCAGUCACACACAACGGGGUGGCCCUUUACAGGGAAACUGUCCUGAAGCCAGGGGAUGUGAUUGGUUUGGGGAACCACUUCCUUUUUCUGUACCGCGACCCCCGUGUGACUCCAGCUCCGCCUCUGGCAUUGACUCUGCCAUGGCAGGCUGAUGUCUCCACUACCUGCUGCCCUUCAGGGAUGGUAGACAGACAGGAGACACUGAGGACGUACCUAGGAUCUACAGAGGCAGUCCUGAAGUUCCAUCCCCGUCAUACAGAUUCCCUGUUACAGGAGAUAAUCUCCAAAAAUUCCUCUCCAGACUCUUGUGGCGGACCUUUAGCUCCUGCGUAUCUGCUGUCAAUCAUGAUUGAUCAUGCCUCCAAGCACCUGGACCCUGCUCUUACACCCCAAAUAUUACUAAAGUCAGCAAAUCUCAUUAAAGAAAUUGUCUGGGAUAACAUUAAGGAAUUUGGGGAUAAGCAUCCCACGCAAAACUCCACAGAGCAGGAAGGUGAGAUCAGCACGCCAAAUGUCCAGAAACUAUCAUCUGACCUUCGACCGCUGAUGUUCUGGAUGUCAAAUGCCACAGAACUCCUAAACUUCUUCCAGGUCAAAGUUGAGGCUAUGGAAAAAGAGUGGGAGUUUGAAGCCCCAGGAGACCCACUUUUAACAGCUGACAUGGACACCUGCUCAGAAGCUCUAGCACAGCUGGAUGAUGUCAUUAUGCACACCUUCCAACAGUGUGUAUAUCACCUCACCAAGACCCUCUACUCGCUCCUUCCAGCUCUUCUGGACACCAAUCCAUUCUCCAACGAAGAGAAGGAGAAAGAUGGAGCUCGAGAUGCAGAGGGAGAAGAGAAAAGAGGAGGGGAAGGAGAGGUGGAUGACGUGUCUGCCUUACCACCUAAAGUUGCUGGGCUGGUGGAAGUGUAUCGGUGUUCCCUGAUGCUGUCGCGCGAGGCGUGUUUGUCCCCGCCGCUAACCUCCCAAACCUUUGGCUACCUCUUCUUCUUCACCAACACCUCCUUGCUUAAUACUCUGCUGGAGAGAGAUGGGCUGUUUUCGUGGUCCAGAGCGGUCCAGAUCCGUACAAACUUGGACCUGGUUCUGGACUGGCUACAGGGGGCUGGAUUAGGUGACAUAGCCUCAGAGUUUAUGAAAAAACUGUCAAUCACAGUCAACUUCCUGUGUAUUCCCAAGACUCGACUUAUCCAGUCAUCCUGGACCAGUCUACAGGAGGACCAUGCCUUGUUAAGCCCUUCUCAGCUGCACCACCUGCUCAACCAUUACAAGCUGGGUCCGACCAGAGCCCCACCAGCAUCCUGGGCCCCUCCACCAGGAACAGAGCUGUGUGGAGACAUCUUUGAGAGUUUCCUGGACCAUCCUCCUCUAAUCUUGCCAAAUGAGACUCCACGCCUUGACCUCUCCCAGCCAAUCCCAAGUCCUGAGCUCCAAAAGGAAGUGACACGUCUCCGCACCUUCUUGUGGGGACUUGACCAGGAUGAGCUCCCUGCCAAUCAGAGGACUCGGCUUUGAGGAAGCCCAUAUUUGUAUCACUUAGGAUAUCUUGUAAAAGAAAAAAAAAUUGCACCAGAAACAGCAAACUAACUGCACACUCAAUAUGCUUUUGGCAUUUUGUUGUCUGGUUGUUCUUUUUUUGGCAUUUCCAUAUCAAUUCAUUUAUUCAUUUAGAUAUUUUCAAGUAAAAGAAAUGUAUUGGCUUUGGUAUGUCUUUAUAAAUUUGUUUUAAAGCAGGAAGUUAAGCCUCAUGUCUCUGUCACACAGUGUUAAGCUUUAUGUGACUGUUUGAAUUGGCUUUCAUGUAUGUUUUUUUUAACUUCUCGUUUCCAAUAAAACACUGAAGUUUGAAAGA
This is a messenger RNA of Labrus mixtus (cuckoo wrasse), 3620 nucleotides long. It is a transcript of the gene rasip1, whose product is annotated as Ras interacting protein 1. Bases 293 to 3283 code for a protein of 996 amino acids. The transcript is spliced from 16 exons. Gene Ontology annotation, molecular function: GTPase binding. Gene Ontology annotation, cellular component: cell-cell junction. Gene Ontology annotation, biological process: negative regulation of Rho protein signal transduction; angiogenesis; signal transduction. The record is from RefSeq and is a predicted model, not a curated record. NCBI's taxonomy places the organism in Eukaryota, Metazoa, Chordata, Actinopteri, Labriformes, Labridae.